Messenger RNA from Castor canadensis (American beaver), 2503 nucleotides. RefSeq names its product lipase E, hormone sensitive type (gene Lipe). Gene Ontology annotation, biological process: triglyceride catabolic process; cholesterol metabolic process. Lineage: Eukaryota; Metazoa; Chordata; Mammalia; Rodentia; Castoridae. The record is from RefSeq and is a predicted model, not a curated record. Gene Ontology annotation, molecular function: triacylglycerol lipase activity; sterol ester esterase activity. Gene Ontology annotation, cellular component: cytosol.
UUGAUGGAGUCAGCUGGGUUAUCGGGGCCCACUGGGGCCCCGGCCUCGAAGAAGGCCAAAGAGCGGUCGAAGAGCCGCAGUCGUCGGCGGUGGCAAAAAGGCAAGGCCAAAGCCUCACGAUUAUUGCACAGCAUGGACCUGCGCACAAUGACACAGUCGCUGGUGACUCUGGCAGAGGACAACAUGGCCUUCUUCUCAAGCCAAGGCCCUGGAGAGACAGCACGGCGGCUGUUGGGCGUCUUUUCAGGUAUACGGGAGCAGGCGCUGGGACUGGAGCCAACCCUGGGCCGCCUGCUGAGCGUGGCACACCUCUUUGACCUGGACACAGAGACUCCAGCCAAUGGGUACCGCAGCUUGGUGCACACUGCCCGCUGCUGCCUGGCACACCUGCUACACAAAUCCCGCUACGUGGCCUCCAACCGCCGCAGCAUCUUCUUCCGCACCAGCCACAACCUGGCUGAACUUGAGGCCUACUUGGCUGCUCUCACCCAGCUCCGUGCUCUGGCCUACUACGCACAGCACCUGCUGGCCAUCAACCAGCCAGGGGGGCUCUUCUUCGAGGGCGAUGAGAGGCUCACCGCUGAAUUUCUGAGCGAGUAUGUCACACUCCAUAAAGGCUGCUUCUAUGGCCGCUGCCUGGGCUUCCAGUUCACACCUGCCAUCCGGCCGUUCCUGCAAACCAUCUCCAUUGGGCUGGUGUCCUUCGGGGAGCACUAUAAACGUAAUGAAGCAGGCCUCGGUGUGACCGCCAGCUCCCUCUUCACCAGUGGCCGCUUCGCCAUCGACCCAGAACUACGUGGGACUGAAUUUGAGCGGGUCAUACAGAACCUGGAUGUACACUUCUGGAAAGCCUUCUGGAACAUCACCGAGAUCGAAGUGCUGUCGUCUCUAGCCAACAUGGCCUCAACCACGGUGAGGGUAAGCCGCCUGCUCAGUCUGCCACCUGAAGCCUUUGAGAUGCCACUGACCUCGGACCCCAAACUUACAGUCACCAUCUCCCCUCCCUUGGCCCACACGGGCCCCGGGCCAGUGUUUGUCAGGCUUAUCUCCUAUGACCUGCGGGAAGGACAGGACAGCGAGGAGCUCAGCAGCCUGGUGAAGUCCGAGGGCCCGUGGAGCCUGGAACUUCGGCCACGACCCCAACAGGUGCCCCGCUCACGGUUCCUGGUAGUGCACAUCCACGGCGGUGGCUUUGUGGCCCAGACCUCCAAAUCCCAUGAGCCCUACCUCAAGAGCUGGGCCCAUGAGCUGGGAGCUCCCAUCAUCUCCAUCGACUACUCUCUGGCCCCAGAGGCCCCGUUCCCCCGUGCCCUGGAAGAGUGCUUCUUCGCCUACUGCUGGGCCGUCAAGCACUGUGCCAUGCUUGGUUCAACAGGGGAGCGGAUAUGCCUUGCAGGGGACAGUGCAGGUGGGAACCUCUGCCUCACCGUGUCCCUUCGGGCAGCAGCCUUCGGGGUGCGGGUACCAGAUGGCAUCAUGGCGGCCUACCCAGUCACAACGUUGCAGUCCACUGCCUCUCCCUCCCGCCUUCUGAGCAUCAUGGACCCACUGCUGCCCCUCAGCGUGCUCUCCAAAUGUGUCAGCGCCUACUCAGGUUCAGAGACAGAAGACUACUCGGACCCAGACCAGAAGGCACUGGGCAUGAUGGGGCUGGUGCGACGUGACACAUCCCUGCUCCUCAGAGACCUCCGCCUGGGUGCCUCCUCCUGGCUCAACUCCUUCCUGGAGCUGAGUGGGCGCAAGUCGCAGAAGUCCUCAGUUUCUAUAGCAGCCCCUAAGUCUGUCCCUCCCACAGAGCCUAUGCGGAGGAGCGUGUCUGAAGCUGCCCUGGCCCAGCCAGAGGGCCCGCAGGGCACAGACUCCCUCAAGGCCCUAAAGGACUUGAGCCUGAAGGGCAGCUCCGAGACGUCGGACACCCCUGAGAUGUCACUGUCCGUGGAGACACUUGGCCCCUCCACUCCCUCCGAUGUCAACUUCUUUCUGCGACCUGAGGAUUCACAGGAGACACAGUUGCUGAACACCAAGGACAGAGGCCCGGCUGUGAGCUUGUUCCCAGAAGGUUUCCAACCACGGCGCUCCAGCCAAGGGGCCAUCCGCAUCCCCCUCUACUCCUCUCCCAUCGUCAAGAAUCCCUUCAUGUCACCUCUGCUGGCGCCUGACAGCAUGCUGAAGACCCUGCCACCCCUGCAUAUCGUGGCGUGCGCUCUGGACCCCAUGCUGGACGACUCGGUCAUGUUCGCGCGCCGACUGCGCAGCCUGGGCCAGCCGGUGACGCUGCGCGUGGUGGAGGACCUGCCGCACGGCUUCCUGAGCCUGGCGUCGCUGUGCCGGGAGACGCGGCAGGCCGCGGGGCAGUGCGUGGAGCGCAUCCGCCUCAUCCUCACGCCGCCCGCCGCGCCGCGCUGAGCCGCCGGCCCGCGCGGGGACGGGGGGCUUGCGGGGGCGACACUAAAGACCUCUUGCUCGCAUGUGCGCUGGCCUCCGUGAUGAAUGCGCUCCAGGC